AUGAUUCUCAUAGAACCCCCAGCUGGGACAGAGCUGGCAACGAGACACUGUCACUCAGCAUCUGUUGCCUUAGUGAUAAAGUCUCCCUCGGUGUUUCACAUGUCUCGGAUGAUGAUGGUAGCGGGGCUGGUAGUGGAUCGCCACAGAUGCCUGCUGCGCCAGGCUGCGCUUAGCCAGCAGAGAUACGCCAUGAUCGGAGACGGAACAACAGACUCAAGCAUGUCUUUCUUCGGGAGCUGUACGGACAUCGCGCGCUACGCCGAGCUCGCUCCCGGCCGCCUGAAGCACGGCAAGCGUCGCUCCUACUCGCCCGCCCAACAGGCGGCGGCCGGGUUGGGAAGGAUGGGAUCGGGAAGCAGCUUCCAGCGCCAUCGCUCGGGAUGCUACCACAGCGCAGACGACCUAACCGGCGAUCAUCUCUACGAGGAGCUGCCCGCGCACAGCGUCGGUCCGCCGAAACUCGCGCCGCGAGGAGGAGUGUUCUUCACUAAGGGUAAAGUCGUGCUGAGACCGAUUCCCUUCAAACCGGUGCUUCCCAUCAGAAACGUCUCGAAGCCAGCGCGGCAAGACGUCUACGCGAAGCCCGUCACCACAGCGCCCCCUGGGGGGCCGGACGACUCCUACUCGUCCGACGACAGCAAGCAUUAUAGCACGUCGUCGCAGAAUUCGUACAGGAGUGAAAAGUCGCAAGGUUAUGGCAGCUCUGAUGGAGCGACUAAGGACAGUCGCGUCUCCGGUUACAGCAGCGCUGACCUUAAAGAUCUGAAGGACGUGUCAUCACUGUCAUUCAGCAGGUUGUCCCACCUAGCAGACUACCCACAGACUCCGGCAUGCAGCGAUUCGGGAGUGAGUGAACUUGAGGUCAUGCUCAAGGACAAAGAUACCGAGCUAAAUCAUUUGAGAACGACAAUGGAACAGAAUGAACAGGUGAUAUUCCGCGUCUACGAGGAGAAGGAGCACGCGUGGCAGUGCGAGCUGCAGCAUCUGCGCGACGAGUACGACGAGAAGGUCACCGGCGCGCAGCAGAAGUCGUUCAAGGUCGAGCAGGGCCUGCUGCUGCAGAUCUACCAGCUGCAGCAGGAGCGGCGCGAGGCGCGCGCGGGGCUGGAGCGCGCCUGCGAGGAACGCGAGACGCUGCAGACGCGCUGCUGCGAGUAUGAGCAGGAGCUGACUGCACUGCGCUCGCACCUCGACGAGACGAAGUGGGCGAUGUGCCAGAAGAGCGGCGAGAUCGGGCUGCUCAAGUCGCAGCUGAAGGAGACGAACACGGACACGUGCUCGCGCAAGACGGAGGCGCUCACGCUGCGCACGCAGCUGCGCGACGCACGCGCCCGCCUCGCCGACGUGCAGCGCGAGCAGGCGGCGCUGCAGGCGGCGCACGACGCGGCGCACGGCGAGCUGCACGACGCACGCGCGCAGCUCGACAUCGUGCGCCGCGACUCACAGACGGCGCGCAGCGACACGACGCUCGACCGGCAGCGCAGCGACGCCGCCAUCGCCGCGCUGCGCAAGGAGAUCGACCACAUGCGCAUCGAGGCCGAUAGGGGGCGCUGCGAGGCGGACACGCAGCGCGCGCGCUUUGAGGAGGAGCGGCAGGUGUGGUCGGAGGAGAAGGAGAAGGUGCUGCGCUACCAGAAGCAGCUGCAGCUCAACUACGUGCAGAUCUUCCGCAAGAAUCGCAGCCUGGAGCACGAGGUCGAGCAGCUGACGCUGGAGCUGGAGAGCCGCGACAUCAGCACGCUGCAGAAGGACCUCUUCAACGGACUUGAGGAGGUCGACGAAUCGCAGUGCUGAUUCCCUCCCUCCCUCCCUCCGUCGCUCGCCUGCCUCCCUUGCCUGCUAUCAAGUCUCACCUCUCCAGGCGUCCAGGUCUGGGAUACAGCGGAGGAACUCGGUGACAGAACAUCGGUCGUCACGAGCAGAUGACGUGCGUGCGUGCGGGCGUGCGUGCGUGCGUGCGUGCGUGAGUGCGUGCGUGAGUGAGUGAGUGCGUGCGUAAGUGAGUGAGUGCAGGCGUGCAUGCGUUCGUGCGUGCGUCCGUACGCGCUCGCGUCUGGUACGUGCGCGCGUGCGUGCCAUCGCUUAGACAGAGAACUAACUGUCAAUGAUAGAGAACUGACCUUCAAGGGCAGAGAAUUGACUGCACUAAUCAUUACAUGGUUACCGCUGACAGCAGCAGCAGCAGCGGUCGGUAUUGAGCAUGCACCGUGUGUUUGUGUGCAGAUAGAAUGACCAGUGAAGUACACUUUAUUAUUAUUAUGCUAAUUAAUGUUCAGACUGUACAGGAUGUCGAUAUAGCAACCACUGCCUGGUGGUUAUUACUAAUAUCAUGUCGUGACCUGAAAACCCAGAGAGGAGCGUUUGAAUCUCGGUUUUUCGUUGUUUCUAAGUAGUUUGAUUGUACAUUGUGUAACUUACCGUGCUCAGUUCACGCGACAUUAACGUAUCCGCGUGGCUUUUCUAACAGACUUUAUUUGUAAUAAUUGAACUUCUUUCUCAUAUAAUGUACGUUUAUAACUGACUGUCUUAUAAGGUUGAUGGUGAAUUGUUUCAACGUGUGUAAAAGCCCAUACACUACUACUACUACUUCCACUACCGUUACGGUUAACACUACCAUUACUACCAUUGACACCGCUACUUCUACUAUUAUUUCUAUUGCUACUAUUGCAGCUUCUACUAUCAAUAAUCAUUAUGAAAUCAUCCUAAUGAUAAUGUUGUUGCUGCUACUAGUGCGAAGUCGCUACUGCUGGUGAUACUGUUGUUACUGCUACUAAUUCUGCUGUUACUGCUGUUAACUACUACUAAUACUGCUAUGCUAGUGAUUUGUCUGAUAUACUACAUCAACUGUUUUUACUCAAACACCUGCUACUGUCGUGAAUACUGCAAUGUUGUUUAGUAAUCUUGCUGUUGUUACUAACUAUACAGCUGCUGAGUGUUUGUGUUUGCGAUAUGCAGAGAUAUCUUGCAUGGUCACGUAGUCCCAACGAAACAACUAAUUUCAUUAAUGUUACUUAGACGCUAAUGGACACUAUUUCAGUUGAUCAACUGGAACUUAGGAUUUUCCUUUGUAUAAUACGCACGUGCGUGCGUGCGUGCGUGCGUGCGUGCGUGCGUGCGUGCUGUUGCGAUUCAUUGUCGGAUAUAAACGCUAGGUCGCAGCGUCCCUAUUCAUGCCGUAGCACUACAGCAUUCCAACGGGUUUUUCUUCACAUGCAAGCAGUGUAAGGAUUAUAAGUGGUUCGCAUAUUAGAAAAAAAUCAUGCAUCACUUCGCGGGCCCAUUAUGCGACCAGUGUUAAUCGUGACUUAGAAGGCGUGUCUCUCUCUCUCUAGCGUCGUGCAAUGUGUUUACGCAUGGAAACGGCUUUGCAGCCUUGCAUCUUUCUCUCCCUCUUUGCAUACGGAUUUCAGUUCGCUCACUUCAAUAGUGUUUUCAGACUAACAGUGGCCGUGUCCACAGCGAGUGGAGCCAAUCUAUUAUAUAUGCAUAGGUACGCGGUUAGAAAACACACAGUGGCAGCGUCUUGUGCCAGUAACUAGAAACGCCCACGAGUCUAUAUAUAAAAGCGUGGAGGCCGUUCGUUAUGGCAUCUCGGUGACGUGUGCGAACAUAAAUAUGCGCAGGUAGACGCGGGCGGGCGUUGAUGGCGUGAGAGAAGGUGACAGGAAAUGCCGGGGUUUUGCGAUAAUUAGACGUAAACGGGCCAAAAACGGUUUUUAAUAAUGGAAAUGCAGUUGUUCGUACACGCCACCCGGUCGUUUGUAUAUGAUGAGUGAAGUAGCAAGCCUACAAUGUGUUACAAGAUGUAAUAUCGAUUCUCUCUGAAAAAAAA
This is a messenger RNA of Priapulus caudatus, 3832 nucleotides long. RefSeq names its product leucine zipper putative tumor suppressor 2 homolog. NCBI's taxonomy places the organism in Eukaryota, Metazoa, Priapulida, Priapulimorpha, Priapulimorphida, Priapulidae. The record is from RefSeq and is a predicted model, not a curated record. The transcript has 6 exons. Bases 1 to 1794 code for a protein of 597 amino acids.